UUUUAUUCUUUGAUAAAUUAAAAGAAAAAGUCAGCAUAAUUGUGUGUGGUUAACCGAGGGUAGAAAAGUCAAAAUGACGAAGAAUCUCACUUAGAGAAAGAAAGAAAUUAAAAUCUGUGCUCCGCUGCUCAAAGACACAGCCUUUCAACCCCAAAGCGUCUCUCUUCAUCUUCUUUCUCUUUCAUUUUUUUCUUAAAAUCGAAAAACCCUUCAAUUAUAAUUGGAUCUGUCCUUCUUCCUCUUCAUAAACCGUCCCAAAGAGGAUAAAGUCUGUUUCUUUCUGCAGUUAAUCCUCCUUCAGCAACUGGGUUUUGAAGUUCUCUACGAAACUUGAUUUGGGUUGAAUUUGGUGAAAAAGGGCCUAUCUUGUGUUCGAUGAUAUUCCCCAGAGAGAGAAAAGGCGAAGACUUUUGAUUCUUUUUUGUGUGUUGUUUUGUGGGAAUAGAGAGAGAGAGAUGGCAGGUGAAGAUUGGAUAGAACUCAAGUUUAGACUCGCAGAUGGCACUGACAUAGGUCCCACCAAGUACAAUCAAUCUAUGACUGUUUCUUCUCUCAAAGAGAAGAUCAUCUCUCAAUGGCCUAAAGACUCAGAAAACAUUCCAAAGACUGUAAAUGAUGUGAAGCUCAUUAAUGCCGGGAAGAUACUAGACAACAAUAGGACACUUGCUGAAUCCAGGCUUCCCGUUGGCGAACUUCCAGGAAUGGUCAUCACUAUGCAUGUUGUUCUUCGCCCUCCUACUUUAGACAAAAAGAGCGAAAAACUGCAGAAUGAUCCUCCCAUGAAGAAUCGAUGCGCAUGCACCAUUUUGUAGCUGCAAGUAAAUUGGAUCAUAUAGAGAGAUUUUAAUCCUUCAUGAUAAAAUAGCACUGGGUUGUGAUGCUCCAUGGAACAGCUGAGAAAGUUCCCUUACUGGCAUAGACGUGAAAAAAAAAGAAACAAAGGAUCUUCACUACAGAACUUGUUUACAUUUGUGUGGUUGAUAAUUUAUUUUUCAUCUUUUCUUCAUUGUUUAUCCAAAGUGGCUCAAGAAAAUGUACUACAAUUCUUGAAGGAUGUUUGUUUUUAAAUAUAUAUACAAUACGUGCAGACACACAGUUUGAAAGACACAACAUAAAAGGAGUUUACUUGUUCA
Molecule: messenger RNA, 1133 nt
Organism: Raphanus sativus (radish)
Lineage: Eukaryota; Viridiplantae; Streptophyta; Magnoliopsida; Brassicales; Brassicaceae
Product: membrane-anchored ubiquitin-fold protein 6
Exons: 3
Coding region: 456-812 (118 amino acids)
Molecular function (GO): protein binding
Source: RefSeq, a predicted model, not a curated record